AUGAUUUCCAGAAUUUGUAAAUCAGCUAUUAAAUUUAAUAACACCAGAUACUUUACUACAAAUGUUUCAACAUUAUUAAAUAAAGUUGAAAAAGAUUCAAGUGUUGAAAAUUUAGAUAAAGUAUUACAACAAGUUAAAGAUAAUGAUGUUAAAGAUAUUAGCAUUUAUAAUUCAUUAAUGCAAAAAUAUAGUAAAUUAAAUUUGGAUGCACAAUGUUCAGAUGUUUUCAUUACAGCAAGCACCAAUAAAAUUCAAGAUCAAUUUUCAAAGGAAUCAUUAGAUUCAUUUGAAAAAGUUUUAUCAAAUCACCUUUUAGAAGAUUUUGAUAGAAAGAGUAACCUCGAUUACAUUCAAAAGGAUUAUGAACAAUACAAAGCAGCUUUAACAAGAAAACCAUAA
Dictyostelium discoideum AX4 is the source of this 399-nucleotide messenger RNA. RefSeq lists its product as hypothetical. The record is from RefSeq and is a predicted model, not a curated record. The transcript has 2 exons. Lineage: Eukaryota; Evosea; Eumycetozoa; Dictyosteliales; Dictyosteliaceae. Bases 1 to 399 code for a protein of 132 amino acids.